UGGACACCUGGACUGGAACGAGUUCUCGAAUUUCAACUUCCCCGAUACGCAAUUCACGAAUGAAUGAAGGGAAGGGAUUGCAAUUGAUGCAGAAGUUGUUGUUUCAGUCUUGUCGUGUCACUCGUACCGAUAGUUGUGAAUUAGUUCCCCCGAUUUUUGAUUAUCCGAAUUAAUUUGAGAGGGUGUUAUUUUUUUUUUUGUCGAUUUUUGAACGUUCCCGCGGGAAAAAUGUGUCAAGGAGUGUUUUAUUCACUCAUUAAUCUCGAAUAAUUGAGGGGCCGUGGCUCCUCGUAACGGAUGAAUUUCGUAUGUAACAAGGAUGAAAUGGUGUGAGACAGAUGAGAGACGGUAGAAACAGUGGUGAAGGAGGAAUUGAGGCGCGCGCUAUACGUUAAAAGGGGUGGGAGUCGAGUAGGGAGUGGAAAGUAGGUACUUGGAGGUAUCGACCAGGGCUGGCUGGACCGUUCGGAGUCUGUGCCAUGCACUACUGUUACCACUUACGGCUGUCGCCUCAGACGGAAUGGUGACGGUAGGGGAUGGAGGGGGAAAAAAGAGAGAACAAAAAAAGGAUGAAAUGGAGAAAAUAAUGGUGACAGGUCGUGAUCUCACUCGGUCAGAUUCCCUGGAGGAACUUGACGUUGAACAUGAUGGCAAUUAGAGCGACCCGUUAACCCUGGGUUUUAUUUACUCGAGAGUAGCUCUCAAUUUAUUGUGACUUUCUACCAGAAGAAAAACCAUUAAUUUCUUCAUCUUUAAUGUUCCAGUCGUAUUGAUAAAAAACUUUUACAAACACAUGGAAUUAAAAAAAAUAUAUUUUCAUGGAAUAAGUUAAUUUCUAAAAACUAAUUUUGGUCUCUCGGGGUUUUUUUAAAUCGAUGAAUAAUUACUGAUUUUUUGCCAAAAAUCGUAGAUCACAAAUCGAUGCAAAAAUUCGAACUCUGUUUUUCCCAAAAAAAAAAACAAAUUCAUUGUUAAACUUGAAAAUAAAUAAAUCAAUUCCCCUCCUAAAUAUAUAGAUAAAAUUGUAAUGUAUAAUUGAAUGUAGCCCAUCCGCUCCAAUAACUAAAUAAACCUCCUCUCAACCACGUAAGACCGCAUUAAUUAUUCGCGAGGGUGAAUGUGAAUAUAGAACUCAGGUCACUGAGCUUCAUUGUCCUCCGCAGAAAUCAUUACCCCCAACAACGAUUAAACUAAUAAACUUCAAGAAAACACUUCACCUUAUUCAAAUUAUUCCGACGAAAGCUUCUGUUAUGAUACCUUAUACCUCAGAUUUUGAAAUAUCGAUUAAACGCCCACUGCAGAAGGUGCACAAGAGAAGUUUUCCGAAGGCCGAACGGAUGCAGUACUCCGGGAAAUAUCAUGACAUAAUUACGGAAUAAACUCAGCCGUAGACCUGGGUGCGACCAUGCGCAUUAAUUCAAUAAUAAUCUAUGUUAGGAAAAUAGGAAAUAAACAUUGAGCACUAUUGAUGAAGAAGUGGAAUACUUCAGUCUGGCCUUUAGCCAGUCGACGAGCGCACGCACCCGCUGGACUUUUGUUAUUCCAAUGCGUUAGUUGUUUAAACUGGACUCUAGUAUAAAACAGAAAUAGAAACUUCACCGUAGCUUCAUGUCAGUUAGCGUUUAGUUAUCGUACAGAGUGGGUGGGUCAAGCAAACCUGGUGAUACCACGAUGAUAAAAAUUGGGAGAAUUGUAAGAAAAGGAUUUCGCUUGAAGAACAUUGUGUGAGAUAGACGGCACCAGUGAUUCUGAUUGACAUCAAUUUGUCAUGGAGACGGAAAUAGUGCCGUUUGUCGAGUCCGAAGGCAAUGGGGCCCCCAAAACAAUGCCCAGACAGCGAAACAGUAGAGUGAAACUCCCCGAGACUAAGGGGACUUCGCUCUUCAUCAUCAUGAGCUUCAUCUACGCUAAACUACUGGUAGUCGUCUGCAUAGCGUACGUGAUAAGUGACGUGGUCACUCACAAACUACCCCUAUGGUACUUCGAGGGUUUCUUCACUUACCUGUACGGCAUGAGCAUCCUCUUUCUGCUUUACGUAUUCUGCUUCCUCCUUCAAGAGAGCGCCUGUUGCUCGAGGGGGGCUGAAACACCACCACCACCGCCAAAGCCUCCAAAACCACCGAAAGAACCUAAGGACAAAAACAAGAAAAAGGAUAAGAAAGAUAAGAAGGAUCCCAAGAACGGAAAGAAUAAGAAAGAUUUUCAGGAUGCAGCUGAUGUUGAGGCAGGUGUUUCCACCCGAGUUCUUCGAAAGCGUAAAACAUCGCAGAAUGAUCACAGCCAUGGAAGUUUUUUCCUCCGAAUUGGUGCCAUUGCAUUUGGAUUGGGAACAAUGGUAUACAAUGGUCUCGAGUUCGGGCUAUUCUUCGAGGUCCCCUUCACAUCACCCUGCUUCCAGAUCCUCCAAGGAGUCAAUCCAAUUUUGCAGAUGGUCUUUACGUUCAUGCAAAUGUACUUUAUCUUCAUGAAUUCACGACUCAAUAUUCACCGCUUCAAAGUCAUCGCUCGGUUUGGUCUGAUGCACGUUGUAGCGACUAACAUAUGUGUAUGGGUGCGAACCCUUGUAUUUGAAAGUCUCAAGGAGAUAUCCCAAUACGGCAAGAAGAUUGGAAAGCCAGACCUCAGUCUAAUUGAGAGCAUCAAGAAUCACGCGAUAUCGAAUGCAGAUGUCUACAGCGGUGAAAUAUCCCGUGACAUGGCACAAUUGCGAUUGGCACCGGUGAGUUCCACCCUGAAGAGCUUCAACACCUUUUACCCAAAAACAACGAAUCGCUUCAUGAGAACAACAGUUGCAUCAGUGGGUCGUUAUGCUCGUUCAACGGCUCGUUCCGUCGCUCGUGCCAUCACCAGUGGUACUACUUCAACAGCAGCGACCUUCACCACUAGUACCUCAACAACCCCCUCGACAACCACCCUCCGAAUGAUGCCAACAACCACUCCCAGUACCACUACAACAACUACCACGACAACAAUUCGACCCACAUUAUCAACAAUUCUCGACGCAUUCACCAGUACAAUAAAGCCAAAUAUCACGACAAGAAUGACCACCACAUCAACCACAACAACUACAACAACAACGACGACGACAACAACAAUGGCACCCCCAUCCCCCACUUCAUCACCCCUGACAUCGCUCGCCCCAUUCCUCUGGGAUUUUGGAGAUGCUCCUGCAACAGCCAGCAAGAGUGACAUUCCUCAGUUCUUUGACACAAUGAAUCAGACAUUGGCCAGCAAUGCCAGUACCAUCUAUACCCCAAGCUAUGCUUUCCUCCAGGACCUUCAACAAACCAAUGAUUGUUGCGGCCGGGUCAACAUCAUGGGAAACAUUGUGCAACAAGCUGCUCCGUAUCUAUUUCCCUUCAUCAUUGAGUAUAGCUUGAUUGGUGCUGCUGUUAUCUACGUCAUGUGGAAGCACAUUGGACGCCAUCCACGGUGGCCACACCAGGCUGAGGCUGAUCUUGAACGCAGGCUCGAGGCGAUGCUGUCGAGACGUGCUGUUGCAUUAGCUCAUGCUGGUCAUGGCAGAGUGGAUUGCGUGGGUGCAAGCAAAGGCCUCUUCCUAGGUCUCUUCCUCUUGGUAGGCUCCCUCAUCUGCCUCAUCCUGUUCUUCGUCCUGAUCCAUCAUCCCUCCUUCGGUCUCCUCGCAAUCUACCUAGCUGACGUAUCCCAUUGUGUCCUCAUGGCCCUAUCCAUAAUCGCCAUAAUAAUCGGCUUUUGUCGUGUUCAAUCCCUCAAAUUCAAAGCCGAGGAGCAGAGUGAUCUCAAUGAUAUACUUCUCCGCAUAUCAGCAUUUGGUCUCUUCCUUUACGCUGUAUUCAGUGUUAUCGCUGGUUCACUCGCUGCAUUCACUCACGAACCCAAUUUACUUGUCAUGGUAACUGGUUUACUCGCUGUUGGACAAGUUGUCCUCCAGAUGCUCUUCAUUGCUGAUGUAUCACGUAGGCGUGUACAUCUACCUGAGCACGAUCGUAGCAAGCCAGGUCGCCAGAUUGUAACAUUCCUUCUCAUCUGCAAUGUCGCAAUGUGGGUUAUUUACACAUUCGAGGGACAGAAGGUCAUUGCCAAUCCUGUCCAACUUGACUUCUAUGGUUACUUGUCGUGGACUAUUGUUCAGAGGGUUACACUCCCUCUAUGCAUCUUCCACAGGUUCCACAGUGCUGUUACGCUCGCCGAAAUAUGGAAGACCAGCUACAAAGCACGCCUCGAGUAGAUCAAUCUCACGAUUCAUUCGAGGUUGAUGCUUGUCGAAAUUAUUCAUACGAAAUUCUUGGAGUAAUGUUCAGUAAUAAUCGACACUGGGUGAUUAUCAUCGACGGAUUGUCGUGUAUUACGAUAUCACCUGGUCUUUAGCGCGCAAUUUUUGUUUCGCAAUAAGAGGAAAAAUCAUGACAAACAAAAUAACUGACAACGUGUUGUUUAAUCAUCAAACGCAUUUUUAUACUUUUAUACCUUGGAAUCUCCAUCUUCGUGCAUCGAGGCCGUUGUGCGUAGAUGACCAAAAAUCAUUAAGGAAAUAGAAAGUUAUUAAAAGUUUGAUCGGACAAUUGAAAUUGUCUCGCCAAAUGUAGUUCAGAAUUGUUGGAGUGAUAAUCGUAAUGGACAGGUGACUCGAUGCAGGAAUUAGUGAGUAUAUUUCAAUUAUUUUUUGAAUAAUAUCGAAAAUUAAAAUUGUGAACACAAAUGAUACAAAUAUUAAAUGGGGAACAUUAUUUAAUUUUUUGAGAUGUGCUUUUUUCUCAUAUAUUCCGCGCGCCUGCGUUCGUUGCGUGUUUGUAAAGUACAAAAUUGUUUCUAACUCUUUAAGGAUUUAUACUUUAGGGAAUUGGCGUGUGUUUCGGAAAUCGGAGGGGGAUGUGAGAAUUUUUGUUCUUAAUUUUUUUUAACACAUUUUUUUUUUUCGAGGCAGACACGAUCAUGAGGUGGCGAUGGGGAAUGACUAAGGAAGAUGCGUGUAUAAAGAGAAUAGGAAGAAUAUUUUUUUUUCGAUGAAAUUGGAGGUGAGAAGAAGGGGUUCAAAGAGAAUAAGAUUGAUGUGAUCGUGGGGUGAUUGAAGGGUGGUGAGUUAAGGGGAUUCAGUCAUAAAUACGAACUACGAACUAAUAAGGUAGAUGAUAUCAUUAGACAAUAGUGAUAAUUGAGUGAAAGACGUGUAGUUCAAACAAUCCCUAAUCAUAAUUUUAGAAGAAACUGUUUUAAGAAUUAUAAAGAAUGAGAUAAAAAUGGAGUUCGUGUCAUUCACAUGAAUUUAAUCAUCGACUAAAAAUUAGUCUUUAAUGUUCUCCGUGUCAACUGAAAUUUUCCCAGCAGAUUCAAGUUAAUGAAAACAUAUGAAAGAAGAUACACAUGUACUUAUUAGCUUACCUGCUAAAGAAAUUCUCACUGUAACUUUGUUUCGCUCUGUCGAAGAAUAAUGAAAACAAAAAGUCAUUGAAAAAAUAAUCGUAAAUCGCUCGAAUUCACCGAACGAUGUACGAUGAUUAUACAUAAUUAUAUAAAUUAUAAAUAUUGAUAUUGACUAAAUUAUAUUAUAUGAUUAUUAUACAUACGAGAAUGAUGUAAAAUCACUCAUGACCCUGGUAUCUCGCGUAAAAAAAUGUAACGUUAAUAAACGAAAAACGAUUAUAAAUAUAAAUAUAUAUAAAUAGAGUUUAAAUAAAUGCAAAAUGAUGAAUUGCGGUUGUUUAGAUCGCUUUGACUCUGUGCGGUGAAAAUUGAUAAAUUUUAAUGUCUAAUGCAUUGUAAAUAUCUCGGUUGAAACCAAACAAUAUGAGAAUAUUUAAGACGAGAGAGAAUACAAAGUCAGCCCUGAGUUAUAAUGUUCAUCUUGUUUUUCGUCUCUGAAACAACAUCGAUCCAUAUUAUCUCCUGAUUUAAUUGACAUGUAGAGAUCAAUAUCAAUAGUGAAAUGGUACUUUUAUCAGUACUUCUGCCAACAGUAGGUGAUUGAUCUUGAGAAGAAACGGUAUUCGGCGAAAAAUUAGAUUUUAGAAACUACCAAGACACUGCCAAAAAACGGACCAACUCCCAGUGAAUCUUGACGAGACUGGCGUGUCCUUGCACCAUAGGAAUUUGGCUCAGAAUAACUAAUUAACCCAUACAUGGUCUUGAACCCUCCAAAAUUCUCGAUGAGAAGUAACAAAAGCCUAGUCCAAUUUUACUCCUAGUUAAUCCGAACAUUCCAUCAAAAUCUGUUUCUUCGUAACACAUACGAAUGAAUUUCGUGGAGAAAAUCGACAGUCUUUGGUAGAAAUUAUUACUACUAAAUGUCUGUUCCACUUUAUGGGAAAUUCUGUCAUUUUCUCGCCGAUUGCGCAUAGAAAUAUUAAAUAUAAUUAUUUUACAGAAGAAAAAAAUUGACUUUUUUUCUGUGAUUUUAUUCUAUUCAUAAAUUUUCGUAGUUUUUUCUGCAGAAAAUAUCUGAAGAGAAUAAUUUGCUGAGAAAAACAAAAAUCAUUUACUUGUCUGUAAAAUAAUUUUAUUGCGUAACUGUUCAAUUGAAUCAGCUAAAAGAUAAUAAAAUUACCAACUGAAUUCCCUCGAUUUCUCUGUGAAAGUUAUUCGUGCGUGAAAUCACGGGAGGGUCUGAGUGCACGUCAUACUGUAUCUAAGUACUGAAUGGGUGAUAAUAAACUUAACAGAAAUGAGUAAGAUGUUCAAGAAGAAUGCCUGUGUUUUUUGAGAGUUUAUUUAUCAACUCGAAUUAAACACACUGUCUACGUGGCUUUAACUUGUCUUAGAGCCCUUAGACUUGUGUAUUAAAGAGAAACGAAGGGAUAAAAAAUUUUAACGAGAACAGAAAUAUCUUAAACACUUUAGCCGUAAGCCUAAACCAAUACGAGGCGAUUGACACCAGUACACAGAGUGGAGAAAUUUUCAAAAUACUGAGAGAAGAGUAUUUCCUAUUUUAUGAUACUGGAAAAAUCGCCCCCAAAUCCUUGUCAUUUACUCACUUACGUAGAUAAACGAAAAAUGAAAUAAGUAAACCCAAAAAAAAAUAACGUUUUUGAUGUCUUCGAGUGUAACUAUGAAGUUUUUAAAACACACGCGCACAAGUGACAGUUUUAAGAGUUCACGUGACUAUAUACAAAAAAAAAACAUUGAUCUAAAAAUCAUAAGAUUUAAACUGAAUGAAAUUAUCCACAAAAUACACGAUCUAAAUGAAACAAAAGGAGCAGAGCGACGAUGAGAAAUACCAUUUAAAUGUAAAAGAAAACAUUAAUAUAUACAUGUUGUCGAGUAACCCAAGUUCUCAAAUCGAGUAGAAAACAAAAAAAAAACGGAAAUACUUAAUUAUAAGCGAUCCCUGAUUUUCAUUUAUAUUCAUCACUUCAUCGUAAACGAGUAAAAAUAAUUAUUAAAAAAUACAAAAAAAUAUGAAAAAAAAAAAGUUAUAGCAUUUCAUUGUAAUACGUUUUUUCCCGAUUCACGCACGAGUACUGUCGCGUCCGCGUUAUAUUUGUAGCGCUGAAACCGCAUUAAUUGGUUAAUAAAAGUUAUCUAGAUGUAAAAAAUAAUGACGCAU
This is a messenger RNA of Diachasmimorpha longicaudata, 7522 nucleotides long. It is a transcript of the gene Otopla, whose product is annotated as Otopetrin-like a. The coding region runs from base 1769 to 4210 and encodes 813 amino acids. Gene Ontology annotation, cellular component: membrane. Gene Ontology annotation, biological process: proton transmembrane transport. Gene Ontology annotation, molecular function: proton channel activity. NCBI's taxonomy places the organism in Eukaryota, Metazoa, Arthropoda, Insecta, Hymenoptera, Braconidae. The transcript has 7 exons. The record is from RefSeq and is a predicted model, not a curated record.